Messenger RNA from Xyrauchen texanus (razorback sucker), 5568 nucleotides. Its product is annotated as protein phosphatase 1H-like. NCBI's taxonomy places the organism in Eukaryota, Metazoa, Chordata, Actinopteri, Cypriniformes, Catostomidae. The record is from RefSeq and is a predicted model, not a curated record. The coding region runs from base 305 to 1795 and encodes 496 amino acids. Gene Ontology annotation, biological process: protein dephosphorylation. Gene Ontology annotation, molecular function: protein serine/threonine phosphatase activity. The transcript is spliced from 10 exons.
AUGCACGUACACUAGCUGGUCGGUGGAGAGUGCUAUACAUCACACAGAUUAUCUAUAGGCGAAUGAGCAGCUGUACCUCCGUAAAGCCUCUCGGGUGAUGAUAUACAGAAUCUGCAGGGAGAGAAUUUUUUCGAUGAGGAAAACGUUGUCUGUCAAAACAUCACAUGGGGUCAACGGAAUCGCUUCCUGCAUCGCGCUACAACAACCGUUUUGCGCGUUUCGCUUUUGCCGCUUGGAUUUGAUAGAAUUAUAUCGAUAAGAUUUACAUUCUUCGCACGCCGCCGAUGUCAUAUAUUUUAUUGCGAUGAUAAGCAAAGUUAAAAAUGCCAUGUCCUCGCUGGUGGGCGGAAUUAUCCCGCACGGCCACCAUCAUCAUCUGCAACAGCACGGAUCCGCGCAGAACGGCGGCACGGACGGGCUUCCACCACGAUUCCCGUACAGCCGACCCGAGUUCCUGGACCUGACACCGGAGCUGCUGCAGUACUCCACCGAACACGCGUCCAGACCGGUCAUCACGCUUCAGAGAGACAGCAGGCUUCCGUGGCGAACGGGAUACGCGGAGGUGAUAAAUGCAGGGAAGAGCAUGUUAAAUGAAGACCAGGCAUCCUGUGAGCUGAUGUAUGUGAGGAAGAUCAGCAGUAAACAGCAACGCUGCUCCAUGUUACUGGAGGACAGUGGGGACACUGCAGGUAUUCCCAUGCACUUCUGGGGUGUUUUUGAUGGACAUGCAGGCUCUGGAGCUGCACUCAUGGCAUCCAAACUUCUCCAACGUAUCAUCCGUGAUCGUCUUUGUGAUGUCGCCCAUCUCCUUGAAAACCAGAAUAGUCCACCACCCAUCUGCCUGGCCAAGAACGGGAGCCCCUUCCAAGCUGAUGCCAAAAAAGGGGCCUGCCUGGAUGGAGAGGAGCAGGAGGGGCUCCCAGAUGAGCCGCGGUUCCACAUGGAGAAAGACAUUAGUGUGGAGAGCCUGGUGAUGGGGAUCAUAGAGACUGCAUUUAGACAGAUGGAUGACCUCAUAGAGAGAGAGAAAGAAUCUUACAGCAUUUCUGGUGGCUGUUGUGCCUUGGUUGCAAUACACUUGUUGGGAAAGCUCUAUGUAGCAAAUGCCGGAGACAGCAGAGCCAUAAUUGUCAAAACCAAUGAGGUCAUCCCCAUGUCCACUGAGUUCACACCUGAAAGUGAAAGACAGAGGUUACAGCAUCUGGGCUUCCUUAAACCAGAGCUGCUCGGGAAUGAGUUUACACAUAUUGAGUUUCCCAGGCGCAUCCAACACAAGGAGCUCGGCAAGAAGAUGCUCUUCAGAGACCACACAAUGACUGGCUGGGCAUAUAAGACAAUUGUAGAGGAUGAUCUUAAAUUCCCACUGAUUUAUGGGGAAGGGAAGAAGGCCCGGGUCAUGGCCACUAUUGGCGUAACACGUGGUUUGGGCGAUCACGACCUGAAAGUGUACAACUCAAACAUUCAUAUCAAACCAUUCCUAUCAUGCUGCCCAGAGGUAAAGGUGUAUAACAUCUCUGAGCACAAACAUGGGCCUGAUGAUGUCCUGAUCAUGGGUAGUGAUGGACUAUGGGAUGUCACAACUGAUAGAGAAGUUACAGAUGCAGUGACAACUUUCCUAUCUGGCCGUGAACCCAACGAGCCCCUGAGGUACACUCUUGCAGCACAAGAUCUCCUAAUGCGUUCACGUGGAGUUCUGAAGGAGCGAGGAUGGCGCUUGCCCAAUGAAAGACUUGGCUCUGGUGAUGACAUCACAGUGUUUGUCAUUCCACUGGCUGGAGCGGAGUUAGAGACAUGACAAGGUGAGCCCACGUUCACUGGACAAGCACACCAGGACACGGCGAGAGAAAGGGCUUGGAAUCCAAGAAAUCAUUUUCAUUAGAUCACAUGGAUCGGAUAUGGGAGACCCAAUACCCCCUUCUCCGAGUUGUAUGCUUCACUCUGAAUAACGUCAAGCCCAUGUCAGGUGUGGGAUGACAUCAUCAAGUGCCAUUCCUUCCCCCGCUCUCCACCUCUUUCUGAUUUGUCUACUAUAUACUCAACAAGUCAGUACAAGACACGAGGGCUUAUAACAGAUGAGUAUUCUUUAAAAUGAUAGUUCACGCAAAAAUGAAAAUUCUGUCAUCUUUUACUCACUCUAAUGUUGUUCCAAAGCUGUAUCUUUCUUCUUUGGAAGAGAAAAGCAUAUGUUAGGUGGAAUGUAAGCCUCAGUCACCAUUCGCUUUCAUUCAUUCUCCUUUUUUGUUUCUUGUAAGAAAGAAAGCCAGGCAGGUUUGGAACAACAAUAGGAUGGGUAAAUGAUGACAACAUUUUUAUUUUUGGCUGAACUGUCCCUUUAACAUCAGUGGGGCAUUUGAAAUCUGAGUCUCAGUGUGGCAAAGGAAUAAGCCAAUACUACUAAAAACCCUGAUGGCAAGGGAAAUAAAUAACAAAAGCACUUUUGACUAUAUAUAUAUACAGUAUAUAGCAGAAACCAUUUGAGCUGUAAUUUAAACUGCUGAUUAUUUCUGUCUCCAAAGACUGUUGUUUCUGUUGACUGUACUGGUGACUGAAUUUAAGGUUUUCUAUAGCAAGACGCAAUCAAAAAAACAAUGCAGGCUUUAGUUUUUCAGUCAGUUUAGCUGUUUUGGGUUCAAAUAGGUCUCCUUGAGAAUUAAAGUCAACAUGAAAUCAAAACCGACCCUAUUUACUUUCUUAAAGGAAUAGUUCAUCCUAAAUAAAAAUGAUGUUGUUUGAAGAAUCUACUGCUUGCUCUGAUCCAUGCAAUUAUAAAGAAUGGGGAUUGAAGCUUUCAAGUAAUCAUAAAAAGUGAUCCAUAUGACUUGUGAGCUAUAUUCCAAGUCUUUUGAAGUCAUAUGAUAGCUUAGUGUGAAAAAUAGACAGAUCAUUAAGUCAUUAUUCACUGAAAACCUUGACAGAGAAGUAAUGAUGUCCGAUUCAUUCUUCAGAGUCUGAUAUUUCCAAUGAAUCUGUAAAUCGGGUUCACCAGCCUGAACGAUUUGUUCAUGAAUAUAGUGUGCCAGUCAUAUGCUUAUGCUUAUGGGUCAUUCUAUAAUUGCAGGUACAUUUCAUGCCCAUGGGAUAUUUAUCUAAUGCAUUUUCAUCCAUUUACAGUACCAAUGCUUAUAUUAUUAGUACAUAAUUAUAUUUUUCCAAAUCACUUCAUUAUUUGUUGGAUAAGCCAUCUCUAAGCAUAUGACAUAAAACAUUGGUAUUCAUCUGUCUGAUUUUGUAGAGUUGGUCAUUCUACUUUGCAAAUGCAUGAAAAUGAGACCUCAAACAUAAACUAAUUUUAUGUCUGUCUGAAAAAACAAUGGUCAACUAAGUUAUCCAUCUGAAGAAAAAACAUCACUUCAAAAAGGAACAGUUUGUUCCAAUAUAAUAUGUCUUGCACAACAUUGUGUAAUUUCGUCAGGACACACAAGGAUAAAGGACUUAAAGUUAUGUUCUUUCUCUUUUUUCCAAAUAUUUGUCAAAAAGCCAAGCCUGAGCCAAGAGUGGAUUAAUUUACUGUCAACAGUUUUAAAACAUUACUAAAAAUGAUUCAAUAUUAUUGAAAAUACAUUUCCAAAGGUGCCAUGUGCUCAGUAGAUCGAGGUUCCCUAUAUUGAGGAAAGACUUGAAGUGUUAAAAAAUAUCAACAAUGUUACACUUUUAGCACAUUCUACAGAUAUUAAGAGUUGUUUAAAAGUGUUACAUUUAUUAAAUUUGAAGGAGUUAUUGAACAUUAGCUUAGCAGUCAUUUGGAACCUUUUAAAAUCAUGUUCAGUAAAAUAUUUUAAAACAAUGUUCAGAUGGAAUAAAUAAAAAUGAGCAUUGUCAUAAUUAUAACUUGUGAAAUAUUAGUGCUUGCUCAUUUUUUCAUUAAAGCAUUAGAGAUCAUAAUUGUUGCUUUUAGUGAAUGGUCACAUAAUCCAUCAAAUCAGGUUGCUAUGUUAAUUCUUGGUAUUUUCCAAAAGUGUACAAAAUUACUUAAUUUGUUGACAAAUUAGCCUGGUAACAUCAUUCUUUUUAAGAAAAAUGUCCAAAAUUAGGCUACCCUGAUUUUGCUCAAUAGUAAAUAUAUUGAAUUUUAAAGUAGCUUUAUAAGAUGAUAUUUGGGUAUUGGAGAAAACUUAAAAAACAAAAAAUCUUCUCACCAUCAAGUGCCAAAUGUACUGCUAAUUAUAGAUUGACCCUUAUAUGUUAUGGUGCUUUUGCAUCAUUUUUUAAGCUUUAAAGCUCCAGUCACUAUCAUCUUAAUGGGAAUGCAUGGAAAAUAGCAACCAAUAUUUAGUCUUUCAAAAAUUAUAUAUUUUUUAUGUCCCUGGGAAGAAAGAAAAUUCAUACAGGUUUGGAACAAAAAGGGAAUGAGUAAAUGGUGACAAAAUUGUACCCAGCGAUUCCGUUCCUGGUCUUAUUGUGCAUGAUUAAUUUGUACACAUUCAUUUGUCGAUGAAUAAAAUUGAGGUCUGCCCUACAUUCCAUUUUUUUCUUUAUAUAUCUAUAUAUAUAUAUAUAUAUAUAUAUAUAUAUAUAUAUCCCCUUUCACUGGGGCCUGGGUAGCUCAACAAGUAAAAGGCGCUGACUACCACACCUGAAGUCGCAAAUUAGAAUCCAGGGCGUGCAGAGUGACUCCAGUCAGGCUUCCUAAGCAACCAAUUGGCCCGGUUGCUAGGGUGGAUGGCGUCACGUUGGGUUAACUUCCUCGUGGUCGCUAUAAUGUUCUCCCUCUCUGUGGGGCAUGUGGCGAGUUGUUUGUGGAUGCCACGGAGAAUAGCGUGGGCCUGCACAUGCGUUAGGUCUCCACGCUAACGUGCUCAACAAGCCACGCGAUAAGAUGCGUGGAUUGACUUCUCAGAUGCGGAGGCAACUGAGAUUCGUCCUCCGCCACCUGGAUUGAGGCGAGUUGCUACACUGCCACGAGGACCUAGAGCAUAUUGGGAAUUGGGCAUUACAAAUUGUGGAGAAAAGGGGAGAAAAUCUUUCACUAAUAAAUAUGUAACAUGUCAGAAGUAAAGUGGGUUCUGAAUGCCAUUUCAUGUUUACUUUAAGCUCCGUAGAAAUAUAAACUAGUAUCAACCUUGCUUCUGUAGACGUAGCUGAACCAGGAUCAUUUUCCGUACACCCUAAAAAUCCAUGUGCAAUGUACAGUAUUAAUGAUUAAAAAGACAGAAUUAUCUGGGUUUAAUUUCGGAUAAAACAUUGAUGGGUAUAGCAGGCGUUCUAUACCCCACUGAACUGAUUGCUUGCACUGCUGUAGAUUUAAUCAUAGUAGCUGAAUGACCAAUUUCUUUGCUGUAGAUAAAACCUUAUCUGGUCUCAAACCUUUUGUCAGUGAGGAAUCUAAAUUCCAACAACUAUUUAGAUCCAGACCUGAACCUGAGAAACCCAAACUUAGUUUCAUCAGUCAUUUUGGUCUUUUUGUACACCUUGAAUGUACUUUAUUUCCUUUACUUGAUGUCAGUGUUGUGACUGUGUAGUGUAUACUGGAUACAUAUUGAGUUCUGCCUUUCAAAUGAUGAUUAAUUGUCAAAGGAUUACUCUUUGCAAAUGAUUAUGUGACUAAAUCGAAAUAAAUCUAUCCUUUUU